Messenger RNA from Larimichthys crocea (large yellow croaker), 1554 nucleotides. RefSeq names its product neurogenic differentiation factor 6-A. Gene Ontology annotation, biological process: axon development; sensory organ development; positive regulation of transcription by RNA polymerase II. The coding region runs from base 337 to 1275 and encodes 312 amino acids. NCBI's taxonomy places the organism in Eukaryota, Metazoa, Chordata, Actinopteri, Sciaenidae. Gene Ontology annotation, molecular function: E-box binding; DNA-binding transcription factor activity, RNA polymerase II-specific; protein dimerization activity. The transcript has 2 exons. The record is from RefSeq and is a predicted model, not a curated record. Gene Ontology annotation, cellular component: nucleus.
GAGAGAGAAAGAGAGAAAGAGAGAAAGAGAGAGAGCAUCCCUGGAGAGCAAACCUACCCGACAAUGACGUCAGCAGCAGCAGAUGGCAUCAAUGUCUUUACUGCUGGAAGAAUAAGAGAAGCAGAGGAGAGGAGAGGAAAGGAGGGAGAGAGGGAGGGAGAAGGACUGGUUUUUGCUGUCUGGAAGCUUCAAGAAGAUGCACGCGGAAAUUUUUACGCCAAACCUGGGUGAGAGGUUCACCAUCCACUGACAGGAGGACAAUUCCAUUCAAAUGGACCAAAUCUGUGUCUGUGUGAGGCCGAGCCAACUAACUGAAAAACAAUAAUCCAGGAAAACAUGUUAACUUUGCCAUUUGACGAGCCGCCCCCCACCCGGAGCAGCAGUCCCUUCAGGACCAGCUGGGCUUCCAACCAAUUAGUCCAAUCAGUGAAGACAGAGCCCGGCAGAGCCCCGGAGGAGUCCGAGAGGGAGGAUGAGGAGAGGGAUGGCGAGGAAGAGGAGGACGAGGAGGAACAAGCGGGAGGUCUGAAAAUAAGGGGCCCUCAUAAAAAGAAGCUGAGCCAGGCUCGGCUGGACCGGGUUCGACUUCGGCGCAUUGAGGCCAAUGCGCGUGAACGGAACCGGAUGCACGGUCUGAACAACGCGCUGGACAGCCUGAGAAAAGUGGUUCCCUGCUACUCCAAGACGCAGAAGCUGUCCAAAAUAGAGACCCUCCGCCUGGCCAAGAACUACAUCUGGGCCCUCAGUGAGAUCCUGAGGACCGGGAAAAGACCGGACCUCCUCACGUUCGUUCAGACUCUGUGCAAGGGUCUCUCUCAGCCCACCACUAACCUGGUGGCCAGCUGUCUGCAGCUCAACGUCCGCAGCUUCAUGUCGGAGCCAGGAGAGGAGUCUUUCUCCCUCUACCCAGCCUAUCAGUAUCACCACGGACCCGAGGGAGUGGGCUCGAGCUCAGCGGACAGCGGCAGGCCCUUGCGACCCUCUGGCUCCUUCUGUGGCCCUUACAAGGCACCCUAUGACAGUCCUUCUCCAGACUGCUCCAGCCCUCUGGACGCAGUAACCCUCAGUCCACCUAUCAACUUCAACGGGAUUUUCACCCUCAAACACGAGGACUCGGUGGACUACCGAAGCUGUCACUACGGCCUCCGUUACUGCUCCAUCAGCCAAAGCUCCUCCGCUGAACUGGGCCCGUAUGACGUCCACCUCCGGGACCAGUUCUACCAGGUCCAGGAGAAAUCAAACAAACAUUUCCAGAGCCACAUAGGCGGCGAUUAAACACAAUCACAAUUAAAGCGCAAUCAAUCAUAGAAAACAAUAUUACAAUGUAAAUCUGAUGACGUCAGUGUUAAUUGUCUGGAUACCACGUGCAUCCAGUGAAGAAUGUUGUGUCCAUUGAUUGAUCAUUUUUGAUUUGCUCGUUUCAUUUUUCAUUUGUUUUGUUGUGUGUUAUUUAUUUUUAUUCUUCGACAACAAAGAAAGAAUCAGUACUAUGCAAUGAAACACACACACGCCCGAUUCUUCUUAUUAUUAUCAUCAUCAUUAUUAUUGUUGUUG